Habropoda laboriosa is the source of this 1695-nucleotide messenger RNA. It is a transcript of the gene Cyp303a1, whose product is annotated as probable cytochrome P450 303a1. The record is from RefSeq and is a predicted model, not a curated record. Gene Ontology annotation, molecular function: heme binding; iron ion binding; oxidoreductase activity, acting on paired donors, with incorporation or reduction of molecular oxygen, reduced flavin or flavoprotein as one donor, and incorporation of one atom of oxygen. Gene Ontology annotation, cellular component: cytoplasm; intracellular membrane-bounded organelle. Gene Ontology annotation, biological process: xenobiotic metabolic process. Bases 1 to 1695 code for a protein of 564 amino acids. The transcript is spliced from 9 exons. Lineage: Eukaryota; Metazoa; Arthropoda; Insecta; Hymenoptera; Apidae.
AUGUUCUCCACGCUUAUGCUGCUGAUGGUGCUAUUACUGCUACUCCUGUAUCUAGGAUCAAGGAAACCGAAAGGAUAUCCUCCAGGUCCAAAAUGGUGGCCAAUUUUGGGCUGCGCCAUCGAGAUGGCGCGUCUCCGUCAGGAAACCGGAUAUUUGUUCAAAACAUGUUCCGCCUUGUGUAAAAAGUACGGACCAGUGGUCGGUUUAAAAAUUGGUACAGAUCGUAUAGUAGUGUUGAACGACUACGAGAGUAUUCGAUCGAUGUUGACCAACGAAGACUGCGACGGAAGACCAAUUGGUCCUGUCUACGAGACGAGAACAUUUGGCUCGAGAAGAGGUUUAAUCGUCGUGGACGAAAAUCUGUGGAUCGAACAGAGAAGAUUCGUGCUGAAGCAUCUUCGCGAUUUUGGCUUCGGCCGGAAGAGCAUGGCGAUGAUAAUAGAGGAGGAGGCUGUAUGGCUGGUUGAGCAUUUCAAGAAGUUGAUCGGUAAUAGUUACGACAAUCGUGUGAACGAGUCGAGCGUUCGUUGUAACAAUAACGCGCACGACGACGGGCAGAUAUAUAAAUUGAUGAGAAAAGACAAAACGAACGAGUCGGAAUCGACGGAUAAAUAUCGAACGAGUGGGAAACAAUUGAAAGCUAGCGAUAUGUACGUGAGCGCGAACGAGUACAUAGAAAUCAAGAAGUUGGCUCAGUCGAAUCUAGGAAUGGUGAUUCCAAUGGACGACGCGUUCGGAGUUACGGUGCUCAAUACGUUGUGGAGAAUGAUGGCUGGUAAAAGAUUUAAUCUGGACGAUAAAGAGUUAACUUAUUUCCAACGGAUCCUGACGAAACUUCUGAGGGAGAUCGAUAUGAUAGGCGCACCGUUCGGUCAUUUUCCGAUAUUGAGAUUUAUCGCCCCGGAAAUGUCCGGUUACAAAUCGUUCCUGGAGAUUCAUCAGCAACUUUGGAAAUUUUUAAAGGAAGAACUGGACGAUCAUAGCGAUUCUUUCAAAUCCGGCUCACCGAGAGACUUAAUGGACGUCUACCUGACUGUUCUGAAGUCUGAGAAUUACAGCAGCACGUUUUCAGAGUCUCAAUUACUCGCGAUCUGCGUGGAUUUGUUCAUGGCAGGAUCAGAAACUACGUCCAAAGCUCUUGGCUUUUGUUUCUUGUAUUUAGUGUUGUUCCCAAGUGUCCAGAAGAAAGCACACGAAGAAAUAGACAGAGUUAUUGGACGUAACAGACCACCAACUUUAGAGGAUAGAGCGAGAAUGACGUAUAUGAACGCUAUCGUGUUAGAGUCGUUGAGAAUGUUCAUGGGACGAACAUUGAACGUACCGCAUAGAGCGCUAAAAGACACCACGAUAUUAGGUCAUAAAAUACCAAAGGAUACGAUGCUGAUUGUAAACUUUAAUAGAAUAUUAAUGGACGAAUCAUGGGGUGAUCCUGAAGAUUUCCGGCCGGAAAGAUUUAUAGACGAAAGUGGUAACAUUAUCGCACCGAACGUAUAUUUUCCAUUUAGCAUCGGGAGACAUCGUUGCAUGGGUGAAAAUUUAGCUAGAAGCAAUAUAUUUAUCAUAGCUACAGCGCUGCUGCAAGCAUUCACAUUUUCUCCAGUACCUGGACAAAAGAAGCCAUCGUCGCAAGACUUUGUGGACGGUGUGACAGCUGGUCCUAAACCGUUCAGGGUAAUGGUCUCUUUGAGAACGUAA